Molecule: messenger RNA, 2541 nt
Organism: Plodia interpunctella (Indianmeal moth)
Lineage: Eukaryota; Metazoa; Arthropoda; Insecta; Lepidoptera; Pyralidae
Gene: bgm
Product: bubblegum
Exons: 16
Coding region: 322-2397 (691 amino acids)
Cellular component (GO): membrane; endoplasmic reticulum
Molecular function (GO): long-chain fatty acid-CoA ligase activity
Source: RefSeq, a predicted model, not a curated record
AUCGCCAGUUGGCUGUCGCAGUUGCUUUGCUUCGGUCGCAGAAAACUGUAUGUUUACCGUAUCGUGACCAUACGACCUGUACAGGGUCAGAUAGCGCGGUUAAUUUCGUUAAAAUGAUAAAGUAGAGUGAUAGUGCGUGCGGUGAAUUUUAACUUGCUUAAAUAAAUAGUUUACUAAAUUAUUUUAUUUAUUUAAUAAAAUAUAAUGAAUAUUGUCUAAAGUUUUGGCCACUAUAUAGUGUAAUAAAACUUAUAAAAAUUUACAAAGGAGAACACAACAUUAAUCGUGGAGAACGGCGAAGAAAUAGUAAAAGUAAACAAAAUGCACGUGCCAAACGGCGUCAUAAAUAGAGAUUCUUUUAAUAACGGCCCCGACCAGGUGAUACCCUCUAAUGAGUAUACGACGUGUUCUCCUGAAGGAUGUGUUAAAUUAAGAACAGAACCGAGAGGAGUAGCCGGGGAACCACCUAUAUCUGUGCCAGGUCUACUGAGCAGAACAGUAGCGAGGUACCCUGACGGCAUUGCAUUGGCUUCAAAGAAACAGGACGGAAAAUGGCACAAAGUGACGUACAAGCAAUAUCAGGAGCGCGUGCGCAUAGUAGCGAAGGCGUUCUUGAAACUGGGCUUACAAAGGUACCAUUCGGUGGCCAUCAUCGGGUUUAACACCGAACAGUGGUUCGUCGCAGACCUCGCUGCUAUACACGCAGGUGGCUUCGCGGCGGGCAUCUAUACGACGAACUCAGCCGAGGCCUGCUUCCACUGCCUGCAGUCGUCUCGAGCUAACAUCUGCGUUGUCCAGGACAAGAAGCAACUGGACAAAAUCCUCGCAGUGCGCAGCAGACUACCGGACUUGAAGGUCUUGGUGCAAUGGGAGGCGCCAGUCGACACGUCCAUACCAGGCCUGUACACUUGGGAGCAGAUACUAGAGAUAGGCGCCAAAGAACCGGACACACAAUUGGACAAGGUUCUCAAAAACAUUGCGAUCAACGAAUGUUGUACAUUGGUCUACACUUCCGGCACGGUGGGCGCACCCAAGGCGGUGAUGCUGUCACACGACAAUCUGACAUGGGACGUGCACGCCAUUGGAGAGCGUGUGGGAGACCUGCAGCCCUUAGCCGAGCGACUUGUGUCCUUCCUGCCGCUGUCGCACGUCGCUGCACAGGCAGUAGAUAUCUACACUACGCUAGCGCACGGGGUCACGGUGUAUUUCGCGCAACCGGACGCGCUGAAAGGCAGUUUAGUCGAAACACUGAAAGAAGUUAGGCCCACCAGAUUUCUCGCGGUGCCGCGGGUAUAUGAAAAAAUGCAUGAGAGAAUAAUGGCCGUGGGGGCAUCCAGUGGCGCCAUCACGCGGUUCAUCGCCAACUGGGCCAAGGAUAAAGGGCUCAAGUACCAUUUAGCUAGGAUUGAUGGUUCUUUGUCAUCGGAGAUGACGGGUCUACCCAUAGACUUCACCGUGGAAGAUAUGAUCAAAUACUGGCAGAACGGAUCCUCCUUCGGAUACUCGUUAGCGAAGGCACUUGUGUUCAACAAAGUGCACACGACUCUGGGCCUAGAUAAAUGCACCACGUUCGUGUCUUCGGCCGCGCCAUUAUCACCAGACAUAAAGAAGUUUUUCAUGUCCUUGGAUCUGCCCAUCAUGGACGCUUUCGGCAUGAGUGAAAUGUCUGGGGCCCACGCGCUGAGUAUCUACCCCAAAUUCAAACUGGACUCUGCGGGAGAAGUGCUAACAGGCACCCACACUCGGUUCGAUGGCGCAGUGAGUCAGAACGGGCCGGGCGAGGUCUGCAUGAGCGGGCGGCACGUGCUGAUGGGCUACCUCAACGACGAGGAGAAGACCAGUGCAGCUAUCGACGCUGACGGCUGGCUCCACUCCGGAGACAUAGGGAGAAUCGACGCGCAUAAUCUGCUUUAUAUCACUGGCAGAAUAAAGGAACUUCUAAUCACCGCUGGGGGAGAGAACGUGGCCCCCGUACCCAUAGAACAGUGCGUACAGGCGGAGCUAAGGCAUCUCGGGUACGCCGUGCUCAUCGGGGACCAACGCAAGUUCCUGUCACUGCUCGUAACGAUCAAGGCUAAAGUGAACUCGGACACCGGCGCCGCACUCGAUGAAUUGGAGAGCGAGGCGAAGAAAUGGGUGGCCAGCCUCGGCUGCAAGGCUACCACCAUCAGCGAGAUCUACAACUCCAAGGACCCGGCUGUGCACAAAGCGAUUGAAGAUGGAAUCAAGCGUGCAAACAAGCAAGCUAUUUCAAAUGCUCAAAAAAUACAGAAAUUCGCUAUAUUGCCUGCAGAUUUUUCAAUGUUAUCAGGAGAAUUAGGACCAACGCUCAAAAUCAAGAGGAAUGUUGUUUACGAGAAGUACAAAGACAUCAUAGAAGGCUUCUACAAAGAGUGAUUUUAGUGUAAGUUUAGCAUUAGGGCAUGGGGUGUACAUUAAAUUAUAAUAAAUUAUAUUGCUCAACUAGGGACUUAUUGUGAUUGACUCUGUAGAGGUGUAAAUAGGAUAUAUUUUGUUACGAAAAUAUACAGUUUUUUUUAA